Messenger RNA from Mycena citricolor, 960 nucleotides. Lineage: Eukaryota; Fungi; Basidiomycota; Agaricomycetes; Agaricales; Mycenaceae. The record is from the annotation of a GenBank genome assembly.
UCCUCCCCCUGCUAGAUGAACUCGAGUAGCUUCGAUAUCGCCGGACCAUUGGGCAUCGGUGCCAUCGAACUCGGGGUCUUUGGUGCUCUGAUCCUCUUUGGAAUUCUGAUCGUGCAGACGUAUGUGUACUUUGUACACACCGGAAGCGAGGAUCUUAAGAGUCUUCGAAUCAUGGUUGCGAUCGUUUUUCUAUUCGAAGUGGCGCAUACGAUCACGAUCAUUAUUGGUAUAUUUCAAUGGACUGUCGUCGCCGGAGACAGGAAGACAAGGAAGAUGCCGGGGAUCUUCAUAAUCACAAAUCUACUCGAGACGCUGGUGACCACCGUGGUGCAGUCACACUUUGCCCACCGUGUCUACCGCUUCACGCGCAAUCCAUGGCUCACCUUCUCUAUCGCCCCGCUUAUCCUGUUGCGCGCCGCAGGCGGGAUCGUCCUGUCCGCACUCACCUUCGUGCUCGACCCGAGAACAGCGCCGGGCCAGUACUUCCCUGUGCAGAAUCUGAUCGGCUGGCUGGUCAGCGCGACGUUCAUCGCGGGGGCGGUGGUGGACGCGCUGAUCGCCGCGGGCUUGUGCUUUUACGUUCGAAAGUGGAAAUCGCCCAGUGCAGGCGAUAGUCUCGAGUCAACGGUUCAGUUAUGCAACCGCAUCAUGUUCUGGUCGAUCCAAACGGGUUUGAUCACCAGCGCCUUUUCCAUCGCUACCUUUCUCUGCUUUCAAUUAAUGCCUCAUAAUUAUGUCUGGAUUGGGGUGCUCGCUGUUCUUGGAAAAGUCUAUUCAAACAGUCUCUUGUCUUCAUUGAAUGUCCGCGCCAUCCACCGCGCACACAAGGAGAAAGUGGCACAGACGAUUUUGCUGUUCAGAUCAUCGACUCUGGCGUUCAAUGAUACUGAGGUAGCCGUUACAAGCAAUGUCCAGGUGGAUCGCGGUUCAAUCCACGAGGAGCACACCCAAGCUCCGAAA